AUGUAUUUUUCUGAGUACCCAGACUUUUUCUCAGCCAAAUUAAGGCCAAAAAAUCUGGAUAAAAUUUUAAAGCAAUUGGAAGAAGGAUUUAUCCAAAGAAGUUUAAAGGACAAUGAUACAACUAAUACGAACGAGCGGAUUAUAGUGAUAACGUCUGGUGGUACCAAAGUGCCACUUGAAAAAGUGGACGUGAGGAACAUGGACAAUUUUUCAACGGGUAGGAGAGGAUCACGUAUGUGUGAGUACUUUUUGAGGAAAAAUUAUAGAGUUGUUUUCCUCCAUCGGAGUGGUUCUUUCACUCCUUUUGAAAAUCAUUUACGAUGUUUUUCAUCCAUUGACAGUGUUACAAUUGGGAAUAACAGGAAUGAUAGGAAGGAUACAAAGGAUAGGGAUGAUCGGGAUGAUAGGAAUGAUACAAAGGAUAGGAAUGAUAGGAAUGAUGCAAAGGAUAGAAACUAUAGGAAUGAUGCAAAGGAUAAUGGUAGUAGCAUUAGUAGCAAUAGUGGUAGUAGCAGUCACAGUGGUUGGAACAACCGGAGAGACUGCAUCAUGUUCAAUCUGAGUGCAUCAGAUAACAGGCUACUCCUAAACGAUAUCUUGGACUACAAUAAAUAUAAAAAAAAUCUUUUCUGCGUUUCGUUUGAAACUAUUUUUGAUUAUGCUUUUUACUUAAUUGAAAUAUGCAAUUUGUUAAAUGAAAAUGUGAAGGGCUCCCAACUGUGUAGUGUGGACUCUAUCACAGACAAACAAGGGGAAAAGGAAAAGUUUCGUAGUGCUAGUAAUGGUGCUAGCAAUGGUGCUAGCAAUGGUGGUGGUACUAGUGAUAGUACUAUCUUAGAACGAGUAUAUCUUGAGGUGAAGGCCAUCCUAAACGAGGUGAUCUUGCUGGUAACACAUGAUGAAGGGAAUACCGAAUCGAAGGCGAGUGUACGAGUUGACAGAGGACAGGCAUCUCAGCUGAUAUUCAGUUUGACGUCAUUUGGAUUGGAUUCAUUUAGCAAGAACAUGGAUGUGGUAACAGAUGGGAUAACAGAUGUGGUAACAGAUGUGGUAACAGAUGUGGUAACAGAUGGGGUAACAGAUGGGAUAACAGAUGGGGUAACAGAUGGGAUAACAGAUGGGGUAACAGAUGGGAUAACAGAUGGGGUAACAGAUGGGAUAACAGAUGGGGUAACAGAUGGGAUAACAGAUGGGGUAACAGAUGGGAUAACAGAUGGGGUAACAGAUGGGAUAACAGAUGUGGUAACAGAUGGGGUAACGGAUGUGGUAACAUAUGGGGUAACGGAUGUGGUAACAGAUGUGGUAACAGAUGUGGUAACACAUGGGGUAACGGAUGGAGUAACGGUAGAGAAUCUACUCGCCGACGUGCGAAUCUUCUUUAAAUACAUUAUUUUCAUUUUGAAUGACCUGCUUUGUAAAGAAGAUGAGUGCAUUUUAGAGCAACGUAUUGUUCAAGGCGUAAUUAUACCGAAAGCACUUUCUUUUAUUAAUAAACUUGAAAGUUGUAUGGGGAAAUGCACGCACAACAUAUCUGAUGAGGGUAGAAGCAAAAGAAAUAAGCAUAGUAUUGCACAUACUGAUCAAGGUACAAAUAUAGAUGAAGCGGAACAAUCAUGUGCCCCCACAAACUUAAAAAUAUAUACACGUGAACAACGCCAUUUAGUUAUCUUGUGUGCUGCUGCAAGUGACUUUUAUAUACCAUAUAACCAAUUAAGUGAAACCAAAAUUGAUAGCAACAUGAAUCGAACACUUCAUUUUUGUAUGAUGUUAACACCAAAAAUGUAUAAAAUAAUAAGGAAAUAUUUUCCCUAUCUAAAUCUAUGCAUUUUUAAGUUAGAAGAUAAUGAAAAAAAGUUAAUACAAAAAGCAAAUGAAAGAAUACAGUAUGCAGAUUUAUUAAUUGCCAAUAUACUGAAUCAGAGAUACGAUUUUGUUUAUGUUUUUAAAGAGAAGCACAAUUAUGUCUUAUUAAAAAGAUGUACCUCCAAACCCAUUGAAAAUGAUAUUUGCCAUUACAUCUGUGGACAUUUCAAUUUUGCCAUAAAGGACUGA
This is a messenger RNA of Plasmodium malariae, 2052 nucleotides long. RefSeq names its product phosphopantothenoylcysteine synthetase, putative. NCBI's taxonomy places the organism in Eukaryota, Apicomplexa, Aconoidasida, Haemosporida, Plasmodiidae. Gene Ontology annotation, molecular function: phosphopantothenate--cysteine ligase activity. The record is from RefSeq and is a predicted model, not a curated record. The transcript has a single exon. Gene Ontology annotation, biological process: coenzyme A biosynthetic process. Gene Ontology annotation, cellular component: nucleus; cytoplasm. Bases 1 to 2052 code for a protein of 683 amino acids.